UUUCUUCUUUCUCCUCCGCCGUUAAAUACAAAACCCUUCCCCCGAAACCCUCGGAGCUCUUUCACAACCAUGACCGGCGCAUUGUUCAGAAACGCUGCCUCCGACGCCGCUCGGAUCUUACGUUCACACACGUUGAAUCCUGUCGGAAAGCUCGAUCUCUUACCACGUGGAGACAUCCGGAGAUUUCAGCCGAGACCUUAUUUUCGCACGCCACAGUUUCUCGGGAGAUCAAAGGAAGCCAGUGUCCUUUCUCAUUCACUGAUCUCUCGUUUAUGCUCUUCUUCCUCCACGACAGCCUCUACGGCGUCGUUUACCAAGGCGAGGUUCAUGGAAUGGUAUCUUGGUAUGUUGAAAACGCGUCCUGUUCUGACUAAAUCCGUCACGUGCUCGCUUAUUUACAUAGCCGCUGAUUUGACUUCACAGACAAUACCACAAGCUUCUUCAGAGUCUUAUGACUUGGUGAGAACAGCAAGAAUGGCUGGUUAUGGUUUAUUAAUCUUAGGUCCAACACUUCACUAUUGGUUCAAUCUUAUGUCAAGACUCUUCCCAAAGAGAGAUCUGAUCACAACGUUUAAGAAAAUGGCCAUGGCACAGACGGUUUAUGGUCCUACCAUGAGUGUUAUCUUCUUCUCGUUGAAUGCAGCCUUACAAGGUGAAAAUGGUACAGAGAUAAUUGCUAGAUUGAAAAGAGAUUUACUUCCAACGAUGAGGAACGGUGUUAUGUAUUGGCCUAUGUGUGAUUUUAUUACAUUCAAGUUCGUUCCAGUUCAUUUACAGCCACUUGUGAGUAACUCGUUUUCGUAUCUGUGGACAAUCUAUGUAACUUACAUGGCAGGGCGUGAGAAACCAACUCCCAUUGCAAGCUAAAAAAAACUCUGUUGCAAACACUUUUUACACGCUCAAAGGGAAGCAAAGCCUUCUUCAAUAUUCUUUGAUGAUUACCUCUCUAGAUUUCAGAGAGUAAAGUGUAAAAGAGUAUUAUCAAUGUUUGCUAGUAUUCUUAGAUUUAAACUCAGAUUGGAAGUUUAUACUUUUAUGUAGUAGUUAGUGAAAAAUGUAAGUUUCUUGGUUAGUGACAAUUAUUCAGACAAGUCUUAUUCAAGAAAUAUAACCG
Messenger RNA from Eruca vesicaria subsp. sativa (arugula), 1114 nucleotides. Lineage: Eukaryota; Viridiplantae; Streptophyta; Magnoliopsida; Brassicales; Brassicaceae. The record is from the annotation of a GenBank genome assembly.